Messenger RNA from Drosophila guanche, 2074 nucleotides. RefSeq lists its product as uncharacterized. The coding region runs from base 121 to 1686 and encodes 521 amino acids. The transcript is spliced from 2 exons. The record is from RefSeq and is a predicted model, not a curated record. NCBI's taxonomy places the organism in Eukaryota, Metazoa, Arthropoda, Insecta, Diptera, Drosophilidae.
ACACUGGCGGUCACACUGUUUAUAAUUCUUCGAUCAAACUUUGAAAAAAAAACUGGUGAAAAAGGGAAAAUGAUCUGUGUGUGAGAAAUCCGGGACGUGAAACAGUGGUCAGUGGUCGCCAUGGACAAGAUUCUGGAAGAGGUCAAAGGCAAUGUGCAAAAGAAGUUUAACGAGGUUCGCGCGGCGCUGCAUAUGCGCGAGAAGUUGCUGUUGCGACAGCUGGAGGUCAUCGCCAACACCCAGCAACAGCAGCAGCAGCUGAAGUCGUCGCCUGUGGACAACAAGACAGACAAGGAGCAGGGUGGGGUCCGCUUCAUCACUGGCGAUAGAGAGGAGGAGGAGAAGCUGCUGGCAGCCAUACGAAGCUUUGGUCACUUCCUGCUGGACAACAGCAACAUGCAGCUGGCGCUGCAAGACUAUCGGAACACUGAACUGCGCAGCGAAGACUAUAUCGAGCCGCUGGACGACCACGAGACGAUGUACAAGUGCCUGCAGGACCGCAAUAUUUCCUACUAUGAGCUGGAAAACGAGGCGCAGCCCGAGGCCAUAGUGGUGGACUUCUCGGGUAACAAGGCCGUCGUAGAAGACAACGCCAAGCGUUCCAUUAUUAACAUAACGCUGAAGGAGGCCAAGGAACUGAUACGCAAGUCAAAGAUAAAGCGCGAGCACCACGCGCCUGUGCCAGUGCCGCCGCUCAAUCUGGAGGAGCUGGAUGAUGAGCUGGAGUCGUCAAUAGCCGAUGCCGUCUCCAGUCUGGGCCGAGAGACGGCCAAGUCAACGAGCAGCUGCCUCGAGCUUCCACCAACUGAUCCAUCCACCAAGCCCAAGGGGCGCAAGCAGCGCUUCAAACCAAAAAUAACUAUCAACAACUGCAACGGCACUAUCAACCUGCGCAACAUUGCCAGUCUGACCAUCAACUGCGCCACCGAAGAGGCCGUCAGUGCGGAGAUCCCGGUCGUCAAAUCUGCCGACUGCAGCAGCACCAACGAGCAGGAUCAGAGUCAGUCGCAGUCCACUCCAACAACCACCGCCUCCAGCUCGAAUUAUUCGAGCAACGCUAGCUCUCGUUCGCAUUCCAAGAAGCAGUCUAAGAAGCAUGCCAGUCAGGCGGCGGCGGUAGAGCCGCCGAUGCAGCUGGCAGCUUCCGGCUCUGGGCAAUCCACACCCACACUCCGGAACGAGUAUCGCUUUCAGGAGGUAGACACCCACGAUGUCACCUGCGACUUCUACAACCGCCUGCUCAACGAGAUAAAGAGGAGCAUGAAGGAGAAGCCGCGUCGACCAUAUCACAAUGUACCAGAGCCAGAGGUGGAGGCGCCCACAACGACCUCGUCGGUGCAAACAGCUGCUGCCGAUUCUAGCUGCGACGCCAAAUCCAACACAGUGCAGCCGCCAAGGCAAGACGAUGUCUCCAUGUCCACCAGCAUCAACACACAAAGCCAAAGCAGAGUCACAGAGUCGAUAUCGGUGUCCGGGUCACAGGUAGCGCCGGGUAGGCGCCUGGUUUUAAAGAACUUUGAGAACCUGAAGAUAAUCCUUGAGGCAAACAGUGGGGACGAGGACUCCUUCCAUCCGGUGCAAAUCGAACAGUGGCUGGCCGAGAUAAUCUCCGAAACGGACCUGGAGCCAAUGCAGAAUACCGACAUCCUCGAGCACAGCCACAUCAACAAUACGGAGAGCCCAUAAGCAGGCAGUCAGUCGGGCAGGCAAGGCAGCAUCCCAGCGAUAGCCAUAAUUUCACAUAAAUCGCAAUCAAAGCAAUCCUAAAAAACGCACUCAGUAUUCCCCCAUACACACAUACAUAUAUACGUAUAUAUCGUACGUAGAUAUAGUUUUCCCUUUAAUUAAUUGUUUUAUGUCGAUCCAAUGAUCCCCAUGUACUUACUGCAUUUGAUUUUGUGAUUUUAUCGUUUUGUAAGACUUGAAAGUACCAAUUUUAUGAGCCACUAGGCCUAGGCUAGCAUAUAAGUGUUCAGUGUUCGCCACAUCAAACAAACAUAAAUACUUACAUACAUAUACAUAUAUCUCUACUCGAAAUCGAAAUUGGCCUACAUUAAAGUGUUAAAUGCCAUAA